UUAUUUGAUAAAAAAACAAAAUUGAUGUGAAGGCUGAAAAAAGAGGAGCAGGUUAUAGUUUAAGUUGAAAUGCUCAGUUCCUGUAUUAAAAGGCAGAUUGCUUUAGCAGGCGCAAAAAAUCUGGUUCUGGGUCUCACUUGUUUCUCAUCAUCACUUCUUCACAGGUCCUUCAGUGCAGGUAUGUCUUCAGCGGUAGAGAGAAACAAUGUGGACAACAACAAACCCAUCACUCGGGUUCUCUUUUGUGGACCACAUUUUCCAGCUUCACAAAAUUAUACUAGAGAAUACUUGGAGAAGUAUCCUUUUAUCCAAGUUGAUGACUUGCCCCUCGAGCAAGUUACUGAUCAUAUUGGGAACUAUGAUCUUUGUGUUGCAAAAAACAUGCGGUUCGAUUCAAAUGUCUUAUCUCGUGCAAAAAAGAUGAAGCUUAUAAUGCAGUUUGGCGUUGGCCUAGAAGGUGUUGAUUUUGAUUCUGCUACAAAGCAUGGGAUAAAAGUUGCCAGAAUUCCUGGUGGUGCUACUGGAAAUGCUGCAUCUUGUGCCGAAAUGGCUAUAUAUCUAAUGUUGGGCCUUCUUAGGAAACAGAAUGAGAUGCAAAUAUCUGUAAAGCAGCAAAUGCUUGGAGAGCCUGUUGGGGACACACUUCUUGGGAAAACUAUCUUUAUACUGGGCUUUGGAAAUAUUGGAACUGAGUUGGCCAAGCGCCUAAAAACAUUUGGUGUUAAAGUUAUUGCUACGAAAAGGAGCUGGCCCUCAACUUUGGAAGUUACCCCAAAAGCUUUUCCAAGUCAAAACGAGGUCAUUGAUGAUUUGGUUGACAAGAAAGGCAUACAUGGAGAUAUUUAUGAGUUUGCAAGCAAUGCCGAUAUAGUUGUCUGUUGCUUGAAUUUGAAUAAAGAUACAGUUGGCGUUGUGAACAAGUCCUUCUUAUCUUCAAUGAAAAAGGGAGCCCUUUUGGUGAAUGUUGCUCGAGGAGCUCUUUUAGACUAUGAGGCAGUUGUGCAUCAUCUCAAGUCAGGACACUUGGGAGGCUUAGGAACUGAUGUUGCAUGGAGAGAACCAUUUGAACCUGAUGACCCCAUUUUGAAAUUCAAGAAUGUUAUACUGACACCUCAUGUUGCCGGGGUUACUGAACAUUCUUACCGAACCAUGGCGAAGGUUGUUGGUGAUGUUGCCUUACAACUUCAUGCUGGAAACCCUUUCACAGGGAUAGAGUUAGUCAAUUAGUUGACUCGGAAUCGAACCUAAAAUUUAUGUCAGUUUUAGGUUCAGUCAAUCAUUGGAAACUUGUUAUUUCGAUUAUCAAAACAAAUCAUGUCAUGGAAAUUUGGGAUAUCCCCAAUUUAUUUCA
Molecule: messenger RNA, 1351 nt
Organism: Hibiscus syriacus
Lineage: Eukaryota; Viridiplantae; Streptophyta; Magnoliopsida; Malvales; Malvaceae
Product: hydroxypyruvate reductase-like
Exons: 10
Coding region: 70-1227 (385 amino acids)
Molecular function (GO): NAD binding; phosphoglycerate dehydrogenase activity
Source: RefSeq, a predicted model, not a curated record